Messenger RNA from Teleopsis dalmanni, 738 nucleotides. RefSeq names its product ATP-dependent RNA helicase eIF4A-like. The record is from RefSeq and is a predicted model, not a curated record. Gene Ontology annotation, molecular function: RNA helicase activity; ATP binding; translation initiation factor activity. Gene Ontology annotation, cellular component: cytoplasmic stress granule. The coding region runs from base 1 to 738 and encodes 245 amino acids. Gene Ontology annotation, biological process: cytoplasmic translational initiation. The transcript is spliced from 2 exons. NCBI's taxonomy places the organism in Eukaryota, Metazoa, Arthropoda, Insecta, Diptera, Diopsidae.
AUGGCUCAAAUCGUAAGUUCUAUUUAUGACCUCCAGGGAUUGUAUGAUAACUUUCAUGAUAUGGAUUUGUGUGAAGAUUUAUUGCGUGGUAUUUAUAGUAGUGAUAUAGAGAAGCCAACGGAAGUACAACAGCUUGCUCUAAUGUUCUGUUUGCAAGGAUAUGAUGUGAUUGCCAAUGCGCCUAUAGGCACAGGGAAAACAAUUGCGCUGCUCAUUGCCAUAUUACAGAAAAUCGAUACAACGCUUAAAAAUUGUCAAGCUCUAAUCGUUGUUAAAAACUUUACAAUUGCAUCUCAAAUAAAAUAUCUGCUGUGUCAGUUGUGUAAAUUUAUGGACGUCGACAUUUUUGUUUACAUGCCUAACCAUAAGUUAAGUACCUGCCAUCAGAUAGUUAUUACUACACCCAUCCAUGCAUUGCACUUUGUUAAAACACCAGAUCAGUCUGAAGGCAUAAAAUGUUUACUCUUAGAUGAUAUUGAAAAUAUUUUAACAUGUCAAAAUACACGUAUGCUUGAACAAUUAUGCCAUUCUUUGCCGUGCAAAGUUCAAAAAAUGCUCUCGACCACUAUAUUAUCGAAGAAGGCUUAUCAAACGUGCUGCAGCUUAAUGAAUAAUCCAAUCAAAAUUCAAUUGGAGAAUAAUAAAAGGCGUCUAGAUGGCAUUAAGCAAUAUUACAUUGCCAUUAACGAAAUUUGGAAACUGAAUACCAUUCGAGACCUUUUCAACGGCACACAAUAA